Messenger RNA from Hydatigera taeniaeformis, 1200 nucleotides. Lineage: Eukaryota; Metazoa; Platyhelminthes; Cestoda; Cyclophyllidea; Taeniidae. The record is from the annotation of a GenBank genome assembly.
AUGACGUACAUUUAUCGGAAUAACGCCGGCCGCUUCCGCCUCGAGCCUGGAGUCCACACAUUUCUUCCACCAACAGUUUCCGCUCCUGGCCUUAAUGCAAAUUUGUAUAUUCCAUCAACUUCCUCCUCUUCAUCCACUUGGCGUCCGGCUCGAGGGUUCUUUUCUGGCCCCGCAGCAGCUGACUCUAGAGAUUUCUUGUUGCAAAGUUCUUCUCUCCAAGAGAGCUGUCCGAGUAUCAACCUGCUCUCGAGCAGUGGAAUUCGAAAUUCCGUCACGACGCCAGCUGCACUCAGGAAGCCGCACAGCUCCUCAGCUCCCAGCGAAGGGAUCACAGGCGUGGAACCAGCAUUUUCUCCACCUAUUCACAUGCUACGCAUCAUGAGGAAAAGAAGUACGAGUAGGAGGCCGCCAUCGUUGUCUGGUGGUGGACCUGUUCAUCUCGAAAAUCCAGAGCGGGAGACAAGGUGGUACUUCAAAUAUUUCCUGGGAAAAGGUGACUUCUCAUUUAAUACUUUUUGGCAACUGCGUACCCACCAGAUUUACUGUGGUAACAUAUCGGAGAAAGACCCCUUGCUCUUGGCGGUAGUAAAAUCUGAGUUUGAAGCUGAGGGUCUUCGUCAAUACCGCGCAAUACUAUGGACGAACCUCUUUGACAUUUACAGACUUGAAAAAGGUCUAAAAGAAAUUUUGCACUAUGAAGUUCAGAAAGAGGUCCUUACUCUUGAGGAGCAGGAGGGAUCCGUGAAUUUCAAAUUCGGAGUUUUGUACUGCAAAGAAGGCCAAACAUCAGAUGAGGAGAUGUAUAAUAAUGAAAACGGGAGUUCACAGUAUCAGGCAUUCCUACGGCUUCUUGGGGAUAGAAUAACACUGAAGAACUGGGAUCGCUUCAAAGGUGGUCUUGAUGCAAAGACCGAAACGACUGGUACUGAAUCAAUAUACACAAUAUACGAGGGGCAUGAAAUAAUGUUUCAUGUCUCCACCUUACUCCCCAUUUCAACGGACAAUCGCCAGCAGGUCAUUAGUAAUCGUGGAUACCUUCAACCAAAAGCCAAACAUUCGCUCUUUAAGCAUCAGAUUGAAAGGAAACGUCACAUCGGGAAUGAUAUCGUGAAUAUCAUAUUUUUUGACGCGAGCGAUGUGGAAAAGCCGUUGUCAUGGGGGCCGUCAAUGAUGAAAACACACUUCACGCGUAUCCUUUGA